AUGGUGGUGCCGCGCGAAAGGUGGAAGGCGACGGACUUUGUAGUGGACGACAUGGUGUACUCCAGCAUCGACGUGCUCAUAAUGGACGCCCUACGACACCUACAAUGCUUGGAGAAGGAUAGCACGCUCAGGCUGUACACCGCGUUCAUCUACCACUACAAGAAGUGGGCGGCGAAGAUGCUGAAGCAGAUACGCGACAAGCUACCCCAUGAGCAACGACUUCGGCACGUCGACGAGAUCGGCCACUACAUCCGCGACAACAAGAAAAAGGAUUGGUGCAACGAGAAACCCGGGGAGGAGAACAAUGCCACGCGAACGGGGCCUGUGAGGUCGACAACUGUGCACACGAUCCUCGGGCGCAUAAAGGCAUGCCAGAUGGCGGCGAGGGUGGAGGCGACGCUGUACCGAGAGAAGGAGCUGGGCAUCAUGAGGGAGAUCUCGGUGGUCAGAUCGGAGGUGCGGUUCAACGUCCGCCACAAGAACGAGAGGGACAUCAAGUAA
Molecule: messenger RNA, 501 nt
Organism: Closterium sp. NIES-65
Lineage: Eukaryota; Viridiplantae; Streptophyta; Zygnematophyceae; Desmidiales; Closteriaceae
Source: the annotation of a GenBank genome assembly